CCAGCAGCAUCAUCUGACAUCAUCAGCUCAAGCUGUAGACAUGGGCAACUGCUUCGGCUCCAGGGGCAUCUGCGACCGGCCAAAAAACACCAACAUCAGACUCAGUUUACCCGCGGUGUGCUUCGUCUGGCAGGUGUCCAUGAUCAUACUUUUCGGAGUGUUUGUGCGGUAUAACGAGGAGGCAGACACUAACUGGGUUUACACGAAAAAGGAAAAAAAUAUAACAAGUGAUAUAGAGAACGACUUCUACUUCAGAUAUCCAAGUUUUCAGGAUGUUCAUGUCAUGAUCUUCGUGGGCUUUGGGUUCCUCAUGACCUUCCUGAAGCGCUACAGUUUUGGUGCUGUCGGAUUCAACUUCCUGAUCGCAGCUUUCGGCCUCCAGUGGGCUCUUCUGAUGCAGGGCUGGUUCAGUCCAUUGGGCGAUGAUGGAAAGAUCAAGAUCGGUAUUGAGAAAUUGAUCAAUGCAGAUUUCUGUGUGGCCAGUUGUCUAAUCGCAUACGGUGCGGUGCUGGGGAAGGUCAGUCCGGUUCAGCUGCUGGUCAUGACACUGUUUGGGAUCACGCUGUAUGCUGUGGAGGAGUUCAUCAUCUUAAGUGUCCUCAACGCCAAAGACGCUGGCGGCUCUAUGGUCAUCCAUACUUUUGGAGCUUACUAUGGUCUCUCCAUCUCAAGGGUUUUAUAUCGGCCCAAUCUGAAUAAAAGCAACCAUAUGAACGGGUCCGUCUACCACUCGGACGUAUUCGCCAUGAUCGGAACACUUUUCCUGUGGAUGUUUUGGCCGAGUUUUAACUCUGCUAUUUGUAAUCAUGGAGACGGUCAGCACAGAGCCGCCAUAAACACAUACCUGGCCCUCGCCUCCACCGUCCUCACUACUGUGGCUAUUUCCAGCAUGUUUGAGAAAACCGGAAAACUAGACAUGGUGCACAUUCAGAACUCUACCCUGGCGGGUGGCGUGGCCGUGGGCACCGCAGCAGAGUUCAUGCUGAUGCCGUACGGCUCUUUGAUCGUAGGCUUCUUCUGCGGUAUCAUCUCUACACUGGGAUACAUCUACCUCACUCCCUUUUUGGAGGAGAGGCUGAAGAUUCAGGACACCUGUGGCAUUCAUAACCUGCAUGCCAUGCCAGGGGUCAUUGGGGGAAUUGUGGGCGCCAUUUCAGCUGCUGCCGCCAGCAAAGAGGUUUAUGGAGACUUAGGUCUGGAAAACAUCUUUUCCUUUGAGGGCUCAAAUGUGACACGGUUGCCAACUGUCCAGGGUGGAUACCAGGCAGCGGCACUGUGUGUGGCCUUGUGUUUUGGCAUCGGCGGAGGAACGUUUGUCGGGCUGGUCCUAAAACUGCCCAUCUGGGGUGAUCCAGCUGAUGAACACUGCUUCAAUGAUGAGAUGUACUGGGAGGUUCCUGAGGAUGAAGAGAGCAUUAUUCCUCCCGUCUUAUCCUACAACAACCACAUGAUCCCCAACAACAAACAUGAGGAGAUGAGAGAGACCAACUUUGCAGAACAGCCGUGAAACUGAAGAUCAGCGGAGAGAGGUCAGAGACAACACAACUAACUACACCACCAGCCAAAAACAACACCACUGGCCUAAAACAAUACAACUGGCCUAAAACAACACAACUGACUACACCGCCGGCCAAAAACAGCACAACUAAACUACUAAACCAUCGGCCAAAAACAACACAAUCAGCUUCCACACCGGCCAAAAACAACUAACUAAACUACUAAACCACCGACCAUAAUCAACACACCAUCACAGACUAAACAUAUGUGUUUUAUCCUGCAAAUAUUCACACAGUGUGUUUGUAUAUAAGCAAGAUUUUCAGGCCAAUCUGAUUGAGGAGAAACACAACCUCCAAACCUCUGAACUCUAAACUUUAAUGAAAUCCAUUUUUGACAGCUGUUUAUUAUUACAGCUGCUGUUCGAUCAUUGUCAUGUCAUUAAUAUUGUUUUAUAGGGUGUGAAGGUAUGGAUUUUAUAUGUGCACACUGACCACAUCUCUAUAUUUAAUGUCUAUUUAUGUGUUUUUAUGAGCAUCAUUUCUCUAAAUCAGAUGUUUGUGGUUUUAUUAUCAUUGAGUAAACCAUAGCAGCAGUGUGCAAUAAUAUCUGUCUGUACAUAUUCCCUUGCUCUUCCUUAUAAUGUAACAUACACAUUGAUUUGUUUUAGAUCUGUCAGCAUGUUCACUUUAUUUUAAGAUGGUUUAAAAAAAGAAGUUAAUAUUGAAGUUUAUUAAUAAACAAAUUAAUAAAUUUAUAAGUAUUAAUGUUUUUUUAUGUUAGAUUAAUGGAUUGAAUUGA
This is a messenger RNA of Danio rerio (zebrafish), 2295 nucleotides long. It is a transcript of the gene rhcgb, whose product is annotated as Rh family C glycoprotein b. The record is from RefSeq and is marked validated. Gene Ontology annotation, molecular function: ammonium channel activity. Lineage: Eukaryota; Metazoa; Chordata; Actinopteri; Cypriniformes; Danionidae. Gene Ontology annotation, biological process: transmembrane transport; ammonium transmembrane transport; ammonium homeostasis. Gene Ontology annotation, cellular component: plasma membrane; apical plasma membrane; membrane.